Molecule: messenger RNA, 1255 nt
Organism: Ilex paraguariensis (yerba mate)
Lineage: Eukaryota; Viridiplantae; Streptophyta; Magnoliopsida; Aquifoliales; Aquifoliaceae
Source: the annotation of a GenBank genome assembly
GUUUUUUAAUCUUUAUCACGUCGAUCAAUCCGAAGACAGUUAACGAACGAUUAGCAAUCGGUUUGUUGUCAAUCCGAAACACAAUAAGAGCAUUCUUGUAAACAGCUAAAAGACACUUGGGUUGUUGUCAAUGGAGAAAGGAAAAUCUUCUAGCCUAUUUGUCAAUGAUGGUUCAUUUAUGGAGAGGUUCAAACAGCUUCAACAGGAGAAAGAGAAGGGUACUUUAUUGGAGGAAUCCAAAUCUGUCCCAAUUGUAUCUGGGACUUCGAUUCCUAAGCCUGUCAUCCCUAAAAGCAGCUUGGAGUUGAAGGCUAAUGAUUCUCGCAAAAUUAAUGUAGCUGCUUCAGGUGGUAAACUUGCUUUCAGCUUGAAACAGAAAUCAAAACUUGGGGCACCCCCUGUUAAGUUAGGUGAGGAUGAGGAUGAAGAUGAAGAUGAGAAGGAUGCUAGAAAUCCGUCAAGUAAAGGACUGACGAAACGUCAGAAGUUGGGUCAGCCUGAUGCAUCCAAGCAGUCAUCCAAACAAGUUGAUGUUGCAUCCCAUUCCCCAAUCGAUCCUACAGUGAAGAAAGUUGCAGACAAAUUAGCUAGUUUUGUUGCUAAACAUGGAAGGCAGUUUGAGGAUAUCACUCGGCAAAAAAAUCCUGGGGAUACCCCUUUUAAGUUUCUAUUUGAUGAAAGUUGCGCUGACUACAAGUAUUAUGAAUAUCAGCUUGGUCAAGAGGAAAAGGCUAUGUCAUUUGCCAGGGAUUCCCAAACAUCCCAAAGUGGUGGUGUAAACAGUGCUACUCCUAAUUCACCGGGUGAUUCUCAAAGUUCAGAUCAGCAGCAUUCGAAUUAUCAAAUUCCGGCCUCAGCUUUAUAUGAAGCUACUGAGAACACAAGAGCUUCUCUGACAUUGUUACAACCAGCAGCAACCGGAGGAUCUGGUGAACCUAGCAUGGCAGCAGGUGCAGAUCCUAUAACAAUGAUGGAAUUUUACAUGAAGAAGGCUGCACAAGAAGAAAGGAGGAGACAACCCAGACAAUCAAAAGAUGAGAUGCCUCCACCUGCUUCCCUCCAAGCAGGUCUUGCAAAAAAAGGUCAUCACAUGGGUGAUUACAUACCACCUGAAGAGCUUGAGAAGUUCUUGGCUACAUGUAAUGAUGUGGCUGCACAGAAAGCUGCCAGGGAGGCAGCGGAAAGGGCAAAAAUCCAGGCUGAUAAUAUUGGGCACAGACUUUUGUCCAAAAUGGGGUGGAAAGAAGUCCUGUAG